Molecule: messenger RNA, 2773 nt
Organism: Corythoichthys intestinalis (scribbled pipefish)
Lineage: Eukaryota; Metazoa; Chordata; Actinopteri; Syngnathiformes; Syngnathidae
Gene: clk2a
Product: CDC-like kinase 2a
Exons: 13
Coding region: 293-1900 (535 amino acids)
Biological process (GO): regulation of RNA splicing; peptidyl-tyrosine phosphorylation
Cellular component (GO): nucleus
Molecular function (GO): protein serine/threonine kinase activity; protein tyrosine kinase activity; ATP binding
Source: RefSeq, a predicted model, not a curated record
UUGUUAAUUUUUUAACAUUUUGGUGAAUUCGGGUUGCAAUUAUGGGAAUACCGUUUUUUCGACGUGUCAAUUAUUUUUUCUGUUGCUGCGAGUAGUUGGGUUAGCCAGUUUUCCCAGUUUCAUGGAACUAAGCAUUUGCUCCACUAUUCGCAGCUAGAACUAGCUGUACUCACAGAGCAUAAAGCUAUUUGCUAGCAACGGAAUACCGAACUACUGAAACUAUACAUGUGACAAGAACGCCUCCACCACGGACUUCUUGUGGGAUAAACGUACUGGGCUCGCUGCUAAAACGAUGCCUCACACCAGACGGUACACGUCCUCUGAGAGAGACAGCGGCAGCAGCUAUCAUGAUCGUUACAGAGAGAAAGAAAGGGAUCGAUGGCGCAGACACCGACACAGAAGAUCACCGACGUACUCUUCAAGCAGCGACAGAGACUGGGAUCGGGAGCGGAGAGGACGAGUUCAGAGACAGGAUGCCAGUUAUGUACGCUCAAGGAGUCGGACCUACGACAAUCGCUCAACAGAUCGCCGGCCGUUUGACCGAAGAUUCUGCGAGGGAUACAGAAGAUUGGAUCAGAGCAGAGAUAAAGAUCGCGACCAUGACCGAGAAAGGGAGCCGCACGGAGCCGCCGAAAGUUACUAUCCACGCGACGCCUCGCCAAACAUGUACGACUACCGACGGGGCCGCGAAAGGGAACGGGAGCGGGAUGAUUCGUACAGGCGAAAGGGCAGCAGGCGUAAGCACAAACGAAGGCGGCGUAGAACCAGGUCCUAUAGCCCAUCGUCCUCGCGGAGCAACAGCCGGACGCGGGCACUGAGUGUGAGGGACGACGAGGAAGGGCACCUGAUCUGUCGGAGUGGGGACGUCCUGCAAGAGAGAUAUGAAAUUGUCAGUACUUUGGGAGAAGGCACCUUUGGGAGGGUGAUGCAGUGUAUUGACCAUCGCAGGGGAGCAGCAAGUGUUGCUUUGAAAAUUAUCAAGAAUGUGGAGAAGUACAAAGAAGCAGCUCGCCUUGAGAUCAAUGUACUUGAGAAGAUCAACGAGAAGGAUCCUGACAACAAAUUCCUGUGCGUGCAGAUGUACGACUGGUUUGACUAUCACGGUCACAUGUGUAUCUCCUUUGAGCUGCUGGCUCUAAGCACCUUCGAUUUCCUCAAAGAAAACAACUACCUGCCCUACUCCAUUGGUCAAGUCCGACACAUGGCAUACCAACUCUGUCUUGCUGUAAAGUUUCUCCAUGACAAUAAGUUAACACACACGGACCUGAAGCCUGAAAACAUCCUAUUCGUCAACUCUGAUUUCACCAUGUCAUACAAUGUGGAGAAGAAACGAGAGGAAAGGACCGUGAAGAGCACAGCAGUUCGCGUGGUGGAUUUUGGCAGCGCCACUUUCGACCACGAGCAUCACAGCACGAUUGUGUCCACCAGGCAUUACCGUGCCCCUGAGGUCAUUUUAGAAAUGGGCUGGAGCCAUCCUUGUGAUGUGUGGAGCAUCGGCUGUAUCCUGUUUGAGUACUACCUGGGCUUCACCUUGUUUCAGACUCAUGACAACAGGGAGCAUUUGGCCAUGAUGGAGAGAAUCCUUGGACCUGUGCCAUCCAGAAUGAUCCGCAAGACAAGGAAACAAAAAUAUUUUUACCGAGGUCGUCUCGACUGGGAUGAGAGCUCCUCAGCCGGGAAAUACGUACGGGAAAACUGCAAACCUCUGAGGAGAUACUUGCUCUCGGAAGCGGAGGAGCAUCAUCAGUUGUUCGAUCUGAUCGAAAGCAUGCUGGAGUACGAGCCGUCCAAGAGGCUGGUUCUCGCAGACUCCCUCAAGCACCCGUUCUUUAACUUUGGGGGAAGUGGCGAAGCCACGGGCAGCAAGAGCUGGGAAGCCAAUCGAGACAUUAGCCGGUGAUCCGGAGCGUCUUCUUCAUAGUUUUGUUAUGGUACAGCAGUAUUUUUAUACGCACGGACGCCAUCCCGCUACUUCAGGGAUGCGUGUCGAGAUCUCUUCAAUCAGGAAUCUCCAAACUGCUUCAAGAGGGCAACUAUGACGAACAGUACCCGAAAGUAGCCCUCUAUGCAGCUUACGUCUUCCUCCCGAAAUGACCCUCUUCCCGUCCGACCAUGGUUAUGUUUUUCGAGGGAAUAUCCAAGAUUUUCUCGAGGAAAUCUGCACCACGCCAGAUAAAAGACGCAUGCGGUUACAAUUCAUCGACAAGAACCAGCCAUUUUCUUAAAUCCGUCGUUACCGUGCGCAAAGUUGACUUAUACGUGAAUUUCAAACUGACGCAAGUGUUUCAUGAGCCCUCGCGUCAAAUUGACGUUUCGCAUCUUAACGGUAAUAUGUUUUGGGGAUAAGAAGAUCAUGUUUGUCCAUGAAAAAGCCAAUAAGACACUCUCCACACUUGCUUUAGUCUCAUUGGUUGUUAUAUCGGUUUGUUUUUGUGUGACUUUCUGGUUUGUUUCUACAAAGUGUGAGCGCCAGGUAUGAUGCAUUGAUAUAAUUAUCCCUUAAAUGUGGGAUUAUCUCAUAGCUUUUAAGAUCUCAAUUGCCUUCUUCGGUUUUCCCCCAACUGAAGCAAAGCACACGUCCGAACGAGCCACACGCAACUGUUUGAUAUUUAUUUUUCUGUAUGUUUUUUGGAGGUGGCGUUCAAAAAAGGUCAUUGUUCUUGCCUCCUAUAUAUACAUUGAUUGUUUUUGUAUGAAACUAAAGCCUAUAAAAGUGUAUAUACUGUAUGUAUGAUGUAGAAUUAAAGUGGAAGUCCUCCUUUACAAAGGUAAA